GUCUCCCCCCUCUCCAACCCUACCCCCGUACUCUACCUCACGAAAGCUGCCCCGGUACGCCCCGCAACACCAUAAACGCGACGCCCAGAGAAGAUGUGAGUGCGUUAAUGCCUAGGAUCGUACGCUGCGAGCAUCUACAUAUUCACCCCGGACCUUUCUCCCGGUCUCGACCGUCUCACUCCAUCUCCGUCCCAUCCACCUGCAGCUAGCAGCGGCCGCGCGCGCUGUGGAUCAUAAGCAAUCUUCCAUGGAGCCGCCGCCUUCUCCGCUGGGCACCGGCGCCGGCGCUGUCUGCUGCAUGUGCGGCGAUCGCGGCCUGCCGCACGAGCUGCUCCGCUGCAAGCUCUGCCGCGUCCGCCUGCAGCACAGAUACUGCAGCGAUCUGUACCCGAGGGCCACGGCGUAUAGGAGGUGCAACUGGUGCCUGAGGGAGCCCGCAGAAGCCCACGCCCAACCCCACGCUCACCCGGUGGCUAGCAAGAAGGCGGACAAACGGAAGAUGGUGGCAUCAACGGAGACGUCCACCUCCGACGAGGAGGAGCGGCGGCAGCACGAGGCCGGAUGCGCCACUGCUACGAGGUCCAGGAGAUCGGCUGCGGAGGUUGGUAAGCCGGUCAAGAAGCCCAAGGUCGACGAGAGGCCACCGCUGCCCCCGUCGCCGGGCACGGCAGCGAAGGGGAACAGCGGCGACAAGAAGCCCAAGGUCGACGAGACGCCAGCGCUGCCUCCGUCGCCGCGCACGGCAGCGAAAGGGAACAGCGGUGACAAGAAGCCCAAGGUCGAUGAGAGGCCGGCGCUGCCUCCGUCGCCGGGCGCGGCAGCGAAGGGGAACAGCGGUGACAAGAAGCCCAAGGUCGAUGAGAGGCCGGCGCUGCCUCCGUCGCCGGGCACGGCGGCGAAGGGGAACAACGGCGACAAGAAGCCUAAGGUCGACGAGUGGACGGCGCUGCCCCCGUCCCCGGGCACGGCGGCGAAGGGGAGCAGCGGCGACAAGAAGCCGAUGCAAGCGGGGAAGUUGGCGCGGCCGGGUAGGGUGAAGGUGAGGAGGUACAAGCUCCUGGCAGAGGUGAUUAGCUGCUAGCCAGGAUCACGGAAUCAAAAGGGGAAGUAGCUGGCAACUUAGCCAAAUAGCUAGCCAACAUCGACAUUGGUGAUUUGGUGUCGAUGUAUGUACAUAUCGUUUGCCCGUCGUGUACGGGUUUCCCCUCUCUUUUUUGGGAGAGAGUCGACUACCGUGGUAGCGCUGUACAGAUCUUAAACCGUCAGUUUUAUAUACCAGUUGACGUGCA
This is a messenger RNA of Aegilops tauschii subsp. strangulata, 1289 nucleotides long. The record is from RefSeq and is a predicted model, not a curated record. NCBI's taxonomy places the organism in Eukaryota, Viridiplantae, Streptophyta, Magnoliopsida, Poales, Poaceae.